This is a messenger RNA of Cylicostephanus goldi, 821 nucleotides long. Lineage: Eukaryota; Metazoa; Nematoda; Chromadorea; Rhabditida; Strongylidae. The record is from the annotation of a GenBank genome assembly.
AUGAAUCUUUCGGAUCUUACACCACUAGCUGCACAGAAUUUGGAGCGACCGCAUCAACGAGUCUACUUAUCAGUAUGCCUUACCUAUCUCGCCUGCGCGAUCGUCGCUGUCAUGAUCGUAUCCAUGUUCCUAAAUGCACUGCACAAAGAUAUUGUAAACAGGAGCAAAGCACCUCGCUUUGAUGCAGAUGUACUAAAGCAAACAUUUACAAACUUCAAGAAUCCGAAGAUACUUCUCCUGGUGCCACUGACCGUUUUCAAUGGUGUGGAACAGGCUUUUGUGGCUGGUAUUUUCACCAAGAAACCUCAUCAGUCCCGAUUUGCCUGGGCACUACCUUCAAAGAUCGUGAUACCCAAAAAUCAGUUAUAUAGAACAUGGAAAAAGUCUUCUGCUUCUGUUCUACUUUGUAAAUGUUCAAAUAUAUUAGAUAUUCUGAAAGCGUUGUCGAAAAGUAUCCUAACACCAUGGUCUGAGAGCUUAUGUUGUAUUAUGUCUUAUGUUGCAUCCAACCGAGCAAAAGCCUUUGUUGGUUGUGGACUGGGUGUAUCACAAAUCGGUUUCGUCUGCACUGCUUUCGGAGUGUCAGAUGCAAUAUGUAGCCUGUUCUUUGGCCCACUGAUCAAGCUUUUUGGACGAAUGCCCUUGUUUGUUUUUGGAGCUGUGAACAACAUGCUGAUGAUUGUUACCCUUAUGAUCUGGCCAUUGAACCCAGCAGACAAAGCUAUUCUCUAUGUCUCGGGUAGUGUCUGGGGAAUGGCUGAUGCGGUAUGGAACACACAAAUCAAUGGUGAGGGUUUAUUAGCAAAUUUUGAUUCUUGAAA